Rattus rattus (black rat) is the source of this 865-nucleotide messenger RNA. It is a transcript of the gene Leprotl1, whose product is annotated as leptin receptor overlapping transcript like 1. NCBI's taxonomy places the organism in Eukaryota, Metazoa, Chordata, Mammalia, Rodentia, Muridae. Gene Ontology annotation, biological process: negative regulation of growth hormone receptor signaling pathway; late endosome to vacuole transport via multivesicular body sorting pathway. Bases 111 to 506 code for a protein of 131 amino acids. The record is from RefSeq and is a predicted model, not a curated record. Gene Ontology annotation, cellular component: endosome. The transcript is spliced from 4 exons.
CCGGCGGAAGUGCAGCGGAGUGCACUUCCGGGUGUUGUCUGGCGGCCGCCGCGCGUCUCGGGUCUCCGGGCCACCGCCCGGGUCGUGAAGCCAGGAGCGACGUCACCGCCAUGGCGGGCAUCAAAGCUUUAAUUAGUUUGUCCUUUGGAGGAGCGAUCGGACUGAUGUUUUUGAUGCUUGGAUGUGCCCUUCCAAUAUACAACCAAUACUGGCCCCUCUUCGUUCUCUUCUUUUACAUCCUCUCGCCCAUUCCAUACUGCAUAGCCAGAAGAUUGGUGGACGACACAGACGCCAUGAGCAACGCUUGUAAGGAGCUCGCCAUAUUCCUCACCACAGGCGUCGUCGUCUCGGCCUUUGGGCUCCCUGUAGUGUUUGCCAGGGCACAUCUGAUUGAGUGGGGAGCAUGCGCACUUGUUCUCACCGGAAACACAGUCAUCUUCGCGACUAUUCUAGGCUUCUUCCUGGUCUUCGGGAGCAAUGAUGACUUCAGCUGGCAGCAAUGGUGAAGCGCUGCUGAACUGUAGUCACAUGGACUUCUGUCAUCGGCCGUCCGUCCGUCUGUCUGCCCGCCCGUGCACAGGAGAGGGGCCGUGAUGCUGACUUGUUGGCGAGCCUCUGGGGUGUCCUAGGUGCUCCCUUCUCACUGUUAUCCGCCUCCUGUUUCCACAGGGACCUGCUAAGGAUUAAAAGGAUUUUCUCUUUUGGAAAAGCUUGACUGGUUUCCCACUUCUCUAGCCUAUGCUUUCCAUGGUGUCCUGCUGAAUCUCAAUACGUACAUGUUUUCCCUGUUCAGUUGUUUUAAAAUCAGUAUGCAAUGUUACACAUUUUUUAAGAUGUAAUGACCAUUUGCACUGGUUUAGGAAUU